Molecule: messenger RNA, 1254 nt
Organism: Penicillium canariense
Lineage: Eukaryota; Fungi; Ascomycota; Eurotiomycetes; Eurotiales; Aspergillaceae
Gene: bgt2
Product: GPI-anchored beta-1,3-endoglucanase EglC
Exons: 2
Coding region: 1-1254 (417 amino acids)
Biological process (GO): cell wall organization; carbohydrate metabolic process
Cellular component (GO): fungal-type cell wall; extracellular region; cell surface
Molecular function (GO): 1,3-beta-glucanosyltransferase activity; glucan endo-1,3-beta-D-glucosidase activity
Source: RefSeq, a predicted model, not a curated record
AUGUUCUCCAAGCAAGUCCUCGCCCUCGCUCUGUCCAUUGUGGCAGCUGAGGCCGCCAUGCAGGGUUUCAACUAUGGCUCCACCAAGACUGAUGGCAGCUACAACUAUGAGGCCGACUUCAAGACCCAGUUCGCUACCGCUAAGAACCUCGUCGGCACCUCCGGUUUCACCAGCGCCCGUCUGUACACUAUGAUCCAGGGCGGCACCACCAGCGACCCUAUUCAGGCCAUCCCCGCCGCUGUCGCUGAGGACACCUCCCUCCUGCUCGGUCUCUGGGCCUCUGGCGGCAACAUGGACAACGAGAUUGCCGCCCUCAAGUCUGCCAUUGACACCUACGGCGAGUCCUUCACCAAGCUGGUUGUCGGUAUCUCCGUCGGCAGCGAGGACCUCUACCGCAACUCGGUUACUGGUGUCAAGAACGACGCCGGCGUUGGUAUCGACCCCUCUCUGCUGGUUACCUACAUCAAGCAGGUCAAGUCUGCCAUCUCUGGUACCACCCUGAGCGGCGCCUCGAUCGGUCACGUCGACACCUGGGACGCCUGGACCAACAGCACCAACUCCGCUGUUAUCGACGAGAUUGACUGGCUCGGCUUCGACGGCUACCCCUACUACCAGACCACCAUGUCCAACGGCAUCGAUCAGGGCAAGUCCCUGUUCGACGACGCCGUGGCGAAGACCAAGGCCGUUGCCAACGGCAAGGAGGUCUGGAUCACCGAGACCGGCUGGCCCGUCAGCGGCCCUAACGAGGGUGACGCCGUCGCCUCCGUCGCCAACGCCAAGCAGUACUGGGACCAGGUCGGCUGCCCCCUCUUCGGCGAGACCAACACCUGGUGGUACAUGCUCGCCGAUGCUGGCUCCAGCCCCAGCUUUGGUGUCACUGGCAGCACCUCCAGCACCAACCCCUUGUUCGACCUCUCCUGCGGCAACUCUACCUCCUCCAGCUCGGCUUCCGCCUCCACGUCCACCAGCAAUGCCGGCGCCGGCAGCACUGGCUCCCAGUCUGGCUCUGCGUCCUCUUCCUGCGUCACCGGUUUCGCUACCUCCACCUUCGGUGUUGCUGCUGGCUCGGGCUCCUCCUCCUCCUCCUCUUCUUCCUCCAACUCCGUCGGCUCCUCCGGCUCCGGCUCCAGCUCCAGCUCCGGCAGCGCCGCCGCUGCCUCCUCCUCCGUCCUGAGCACCAACUCUGCCGCCCGCUCCUCCGGCUCGGCUUUCGGUGCUCUGGCCGCUGCCCUGAUUCUUGCCAUUGCUGUUUAA